AUGUCAGACUUUAUCCACAAGGUUCAGUCGAUAACUUCCCAGAGUGGACCCCAGUCCACCGUGCCUGAGAUCUACCCUCACGCCGACAACCACCACAAGCAGUCGCACGAGUUCCAUGAAGCGAGAGACUCGGGCAGCCGCGCGCAGCCAGGUGGCUACUACGUGCCAGCGUACGACGAGGAAGAAGUCACCGUCAAGGAAUGGUUUCAGCAUGUCUUUGCACACCCAUUGACUUUUAUCAAGAAUUACCUCAUCUCGCUUUUCCCCAUUGCUCGCUGGAUUCUCCACUACAACUAUAAGUGGCUUUAUGGAGACUUGGUUGCCGGUAUAACCGUUGGGGUGGUUUUGGUUCCCCAGUCCAUGUCCUAUGCGCAGUUGGCUGGUUUGGAAGCCCAGUACGGGUUGUACUCCUCGUUUGUUGGUGUGUUUAUCUACUCAUUCUUUGCCACGAGUAAAGAUGUCUCGAUUGGCCCCGUUGCUGUGAUGUCGUUGCAAGUGGGUAAAGUCAUUGCUCACGUUCAAAGCAAAUACGGCAACCAGUACUCGCCUCCUGAGAUUGCCACUUUUUUAGCGUUGAUUUGCGGUGGGAUCGCCACCGGUAUCGGUAUCUUGAGGUUGGGCUUUAUCUUGGAAUUCAUCUCCAUUCCCGCUGUCAUGGGGUUCAUGACCGGUUCAGCAUUCAACAUCAUCUCGGGCCAAGUGCCCGCGUUGAUGGGCUAUGGAAGCAAAGUCAACACCAGAGAGUCAACUUAUAAAGUCAUCAUUGAUACUUUAAAGGACUUGCCAUCAAGCACCAUCGAUGCUGCGUUUGGCUUGGUUUGUUUGUUCAUCUUGUACGUUUGGAAGUUUAGCACCGAGUGGGCCCAGAAAAGAUGGCCCAGACACAAGAUGUAUUUUUUCUAUUUUCAACAGUUGAGAAACGCCGUGGUUAUCAUUGUGGCCACUGCCAUCUCCUGGGGCAUUGUCCACCCAAAGAAGGUUGCUUGGACGGGUCCAGAAAAAAAGUUUGUGCCCCCAAUCAAGACCAUUGGUAAUGUUCCUAGCGGGUUGAGACACGUUGGUGUCAUGACUAUUCCCGAAGGUAUCGUUGGCGCCAUGGCUUCGGAAAUCCCCGUGUCUACCGUUAUUUUGUUAUUGGAGCACAUUGCCAUUUCCAAAUCUUUUGGUAGAGUCAAUGAUUAUAAGGUCGUUCCAGAUCAAGAAGUUAUUGCGAUUGGUGUCAACAAUUUGAUUGGUACUUUUUUCAACGCGUACCCGGCCACUGGUUCAUUUUCAAGAUCAGCUUUGAAAGCCAAGUGCGGAGUGAGAACUCCAUUGGCAGGUAUCUUCACCGGUUGCGUUGUCUUGUUGGCCUUGUACGCAUUGACCUCGAGUUUCUACUAUAUCCCCAAAGCAGUGUUAUCGGCGGUUAUCAUCCACGCUGUUUCUGACUUGAUGGCUGAUUAUAAAGUCACGUGGUCGUUUUGGAAAAUCAGUCCCAUUGACUGUGGAAUAUUUUUGAUUGCCGUUAUCUUGACCGUGUUUGUCACCAUUGAAGCCGGUAUAUAUUUUGCCAUUGCUGCCUCGUUGGUGGUCUUGUUGUGGAGAAUCGCCUUGCCCACUGGGUUUUUCUUGGGCAGAGUCCAAGUUGCUGAAAUUGUCAAUCCAGUCAUCGAAGGCGGUAGCGGCAGCGGCAGCGGUCACCACCACCGUUCCAAGUCCAACAACUCGAACGAUGGAUCAACUUCCGACUCUGAUAUUGAAAUCCAUCAAGUGUUGAGCAGAGGUUCCGAACUUGGCGGAUCGAUCGAACCCAAGAUCAAGGACAAGAGCGAUAUCAACGUGCAAGACCGCACCACCACCUAUGCAUUGCAAAAUGCCAAUCCAAACGUCAAGUUCCACACUCGAUGGGUGCCGUUGAACAAGAAAAACAUCAACGAUGGAAUCGUUGUGAGUCCACCACCACCGGGUGUCCUUGUAUACAAGCCACUAGAAUCAUUCACUUAUCCAAAUGCAUCGCGUCAAAUAGAUAUCGUUUCAGAUGAAGCCAAAAAAUUGACCAAAAGAGCCAAACCCUAUAGCACAUCCGACACCGGCUCAAGGCCAUGGAACGACCCCGGUCCAUUGAAAUGGAACUUGCCAUUCUUGAGAAAAUACAACGUGCCCGAGAAGCACGACCAGGACUAUCGUCCGAUCUUGCGUAUUAUCCAUUUCGACUUUUCAACCGUGUCGCAAAUUGACGUGACUUCCAUCCAGGCGUUGGUUGACUUGAGGAAGGCGUUGAAUGCUUACGCUGAUCGCGAAGUGGAGUUUCAUUUCUCGGGCAUUUUAAGUCCCUGGAUCAGAAGAGGUUUGUUGAAUGCCGGCUUCGGUACUUAUGAAGACGGGUUGACUUCAAGCAACAACUAUGUGGGCAUUGCCGCUGGAUACGACGACUUGGAAGAGAAUGUCGAUGAGCAGUACCUUGCUGCUGUGGGAACAAACACUCCCUUCUUCCAUUUAGACAUACCCGAUUAUAGAUAA
Molecule: messenger RNA, 2502 nt
Organism: Lodderomyces beijingensis
Lineage: Eukaryota; Fungi; Ascomycota; Pichiomycetes; Serinales; Debaryomycetaceae
Source: the annotation of a GenBank genome assembly